AUGUCUCAGGUAUACCUACUGAGACCCUCUCUGGUGACUGUUCUUGCAGUUCAGCGUAGGCUUUUCCACCGAAGUGUGGUAGUUCGUCGUGCGCAACAGGAACCAAAUCCACCACCAAUCGCACCAGAGGAGACGCAAUCGCAGGAAGAUGAAGUGGUGCUCUUUUCCCAGGAUAAGGAUAUCUUACCAGAAGUGGAAGUCAAACCGUUCCAACGUAUUAAGGAAGACUCGAACUUGAGAUUCAGCAAGAGAAUCAUUCAACCUUCGCUCGAAUGGUACAAAAAAACGGAGGAUGUGAAUGCUAAGCAGGAUGGCCAUAAUUAUCAGAAACCCUUAUCUUUAAUGCAAUCAGAUAUCCCUUCAACUGUUUUAUUUCAGGAAUCAAUUAAAUGGCUUGCAAAGGGUAGCUAUCAAAUCGAGCAGAAAGAGAAUAAAGCGGACCAGAUAGAUCCUUCAAAGAUUUCAUUUCAUAUCAAGCCAUCUUCCAUCUUAUCAUCGACCUUGAUGUGUGGAGAUUUGUGUGUUAUUAAAAACAGACCGUUUGAGUUGGUGGUAUGCGUGGGGACCCCAUCUGAAUCAAUGGACGGACGCUUUACUUUUGCCAAGGCUGAUGGAACUAUAAAAUAUGCACGGAAAGAGCAUGUGGUGGUAAGAUUUCCGAAUAUCUUCAAGACUUCAAAUUUAAAUCUAUUACAAAGAGAAACACAACAUGGAUACACACCCAUAGGGACUACAAAAAAUGAUAAAGAUAUCACAUUCAUUAUCCCAACGCUGGCUCGCAGAAUGUUGAUUUCCAAUAUCACAUUUAGCAUAUCAAACAAAGCCAACGAACAGCUCCCUGUAGUCAAGAAAAAAUUGGAGUUAUUGCAUCGCUAUCUACAAUCUGGUAUAGGUUCAUGGCAAAUACCUUUCUUAAAGCUUGUGGAACUCUGUACACAUCUAGACUUGAGUCAAGAUAUUGAUAAGGCAGUGUCUAAAGCUUUGCACAAAUCUGGCCUCGACAGUAAGUCCCUUUACUCUUUAGCGGAUUCACAUUUCAAAUUGACCUCCAAUAUACCCCAAAGUGUAGAUUGUUCUUUGUUCCUUGCAGUUUAUUGGGCUAUAUUACACCAACAGGGAACACAAAUGUGGGGAGAAGUAACAGUCCACAAAGGUUUGUUCUUCCCGAGCGCGGUAACUAUUCUUCCCUUAGGCUCUCAAUAUCUUCACUAUCAUAACACCAUUCACAAAUUGAGGCAAUUUGAUGGGAAACGGAUUUCAAAGAUUGCUGAACUAAUAAACAGUAAUAACCUGGCCUUGAUAAACGAAAAGUUCCCUUAUAUCAUACCGUUAUUAAGGGACUAUGCUGCUGGGAACUUACAGUAUAAUGAGACUAUUACCAGCUUAAUAGCUUCAUUGUUUAGAAAACUCGAUAAGUAUAAGGAUCACAACGUGAGUCGUGAUUCUUGUUUUGACUUAUUAAAGCAGAUUAAUCCAGCUGAACCACCAAAUCCUCUUUUGGUCAAUCAAGAGUUGCAAUUACCUAAUAAUAAUGAACGAGUAAAACUUGAACAAAAGAUAUAUGAUUUGACUGUCCCACCAAACUUUCAGUCACAGGAAAAUAAUAGAAUUGAAUAUGAAAAUCUCGUGUGUUAUUGUAUUGACAGUCCGGAGGCACAUGAAAUUGAUGAUGCAGUAUCAAUAACCAAAUUAGGCGCCUCGAAAUACAGACUGUAUAUCCACGUUGCAGACCCUGCAUCUCUAUUUCCUGAGUCAAUGGAUACAAAUAUAACUUCUCAGUCUCCGGUCUUAGAUAUUGCAUACCAAAGAGCAUUUACAACAUACUUACCGGAUAAAGUAUUUCCUAUGUUACCAGUGUCAUUCGCAAGAAAAUCUGAUUUAGGUGCAUUUGGUAAGCCAACCAGAGCAAUGACAUUUUCAAUCGAAUGUGAGCUAUCACAGAAUGGUAAUAUUAGGCUCUUAAAUGAUAGUCUAAAAAUUGAGCUAUCUAUAGUGCACAAAUCGAAAAGAACAACAUAUGAUAAAGUGGAUUCGGUAUUAGGCAAAAAAUCUGAAUCGGUGCAAUCGCAAGAACAACAAGACCUAUUUUCGUUAUUCAAAAUCGCUAAAGCGCUAAGAAAAAAGAGAAUUCAAGAAGGGGGUGCUGUGGUUUUCGAAAAUUCUUCCAAUGGACUUGUUAGAUUGACUACUGAUGACAAUUCUGAUUUAACUGUCGUUUCCUUCGAGGAUCAAAAAGAAUCGAAGUCAACUAUCCUUGUUUCCGAGCUAAUGAUACUUGCAAAUACAAUUGCUGCCUCGUAUUUCAAGGAAGCUAAAAUACCAGGCAUUUUCCGUGCAUACAGAAAAUUGAAUUUAGUCGAUGAGGCAGCUUCUUUGUAUGAAUGGAUGGAAACCAAGACUAAAAAUAAUGAGAUUUUCUCACAGGCGGAUAUAACAAAAAUCGCCAAUUUCAUGACCAACAGUUUCUAUUCAAGUACUUCCAUUCCUCAUUCAAUGAUAGGGUCGCAGCAAUAUCUUACUGUGACCUCGCCAUUAAGAAGAUUCCCGGAUAUGAUCAAUCACAUCCAGCUGCAUAGGCAUUUGAGAAAUCUUCCUUUAUUCUACAGCCAAUCUGACCUUGAUGGAAUGGCAUGGCAUAUUAUGACACGGGAUGUCACUUUAAAAAAUGCCAGCCACAAAGCACAGUCAUUUUGGACCCUUAAGUAUUUGAAAGACACUAUAAAGGAUCCUUCAAAGAACUUCUGGUCUAUUCGUGUAACACAUUUGCCAGAGGAUGGGUAUGUGCGCUGCGUAAUUAAAGAUAAAUCAUUUGCUACAGGAAAAUUGAAACUAAAUCUCAAUCAGAAACCUCUUUUAGUUGGAGAUACUGUUUCUGCUUGCCGCAUCUCACGAAUUGAGUGUUUAGACGGCAAUUUAGAAUUUGAAUUAACCCCAAAGUCUAAAACAAAGAGGCUAACCUCUCAAGCAACUAAAUUAUAA
Messenger RNA from Kluyveromyces marxianus DMKU3-1042, 2979 nucleotides. RefSeq names its product exoribonuclease II (gene DSS1). Gene Ontology annotation, biological process: mRNA catabolic process. Gene Ontology annotation, cellular component: exosome (RNase complex); P-body. Lineage: Eukaryota; Fungi; Ascomycota; Saccharomycetes; Saccharomycetales; Saccharomycetaceae. The transcript has a single exon. The record is from RefSeq and is a predicted model, not a curated record. Bases 1 to 2979 code for a protein of 992 amino acids. Gene Ontology annotation, molecular function: 3'-5'-RNA exonuclease activity; RNA binding.